Molecule: messenger RNA, 2275 nt
Organism: Uranotaenia lowii
Lineage: Eukaryota; Metazoa; Arthropoda; Insecta; Diptera; Culicidae
Exons: 3
Coding region: 73-2238 (721 amino acids)
Biological process (GO): maturation of SSU-rRNA
Cellular component (GO): nucleolus; nucleus
Molecular function (GO): RNA binding
Source: RefSeq, a predicted model, not a curated record
GUCGUGAUUCUAGCACACGUUUGAGUUAAUUUUCAAAGUUUUUCAAUAACUUUUGCAUAUUUGAAAAAAAAUAUGGCUAAAUUGUUAGCCUAUUACAGCCUGUGUCCGAUUAACGAUGUUCAGGAUUUUCUCGGCAUGUCACGGGAUGUCGAUUCCGGCUGCGUGAUCAACACCUUGGGCCGGAACAUCAUUCAAGUUGUUAAGUUAAGUAACCAGAAGCUGCAGCGCAGUUGGACGGCUCUCGAUCGUUUGACCAGCAAGGUCGUGUACGAUUUCCGAUCGGAACGUUAUGUGGGGGUAUUUGGCGGAAGGCAUAUCCGCUGCUGGCCAGCUGAUCAGAACGACAUCAACAAGGUGAAGAAAGUUAAAUUUUUCCGCACGAUAAGGGAACUUUUCACGCUGGCCAAUGGCCAGGUUUUGGUUCUCUACGAAGAUGGUAGCUGCGAAUCGCUGGAAAGCGCGGUUGAGACAAGGAACGAGGAUCGUAAAGAUCCGGAUAACGUGCGGGGGAAGGCGAACAUUGAUAUGGCUGGAGAAACUAUUCUGGAAGUGAUCACCGUUCCUUCGGGUGAGGAGGAGUUUAUGUUAGCCUAUUUUGUGCGAGAACAGGCAAGUGGCACUGUCGUUUUGAAUUACGCUCUGUUGACCAAGGAUAGUUUGAAACCAGACGGAGGUUUCCGAAAAAUACGUCUGGAAAGAGGCGAGCAGAAGGUUCAGCUGAUGGGACAAACGAUUGUGGAUGGAAGCGUCCAUCCAAUGUUGAUUUCGAUUUGGUCGGACAAGCGCAUUUUCAGUCAAACGCUGGCCCUGGAGAAGGGUCAAAGUCCGGAGGUUCAGCCAAAAUCGAUUGGCAAUUUCAUCUCGAUACUGAACAUGAUCAACACGGCACAGCCACUGUCGAUGGUCGGCAUCAGUAAGGAUUACAUCGCCAUUUAUGCCAAUAAUAUGAAUCAAGAGGGGGCAACACUGCUGCUGUACAAUGUUCAGUUCAAGGUUGUUCAGGCGAAGCAAUUCUUCAAGGUUUACUUCAACAAUUCUAAAUUUUGGCUUUGCGAGCAACACAUCCUGUUAGCUUUCGGGCAAACGCUGUCGGUUGUGCCGUACAAAAUAAGCAAAGAACAGCUGUCGGAUAUGGUCGGAACCCAGCGCAGCUUUGAGCUGGGCAAUUAUGUAGACAAUGAAAGCAUCAACGAGGAUUGCGAGUUCAACGAGAACUUUGUAUUCCAAGGUGCUUCCGGUAAGACCGAAGAAAGCGGGGUGACCGAUGACGAGGAAGAACUCGACGAAAGCGAUGAAGAACUUGACACAAAUAAAAAUCCUUUCAAAUUAUUUGAAAGUGUGGAGAAGUUCGAAGAAUUGCUGGAAGCUUCCUAUAAAAGUGGGCUCAAAGUCGAUGUGUUACGAGAUGCUACCCUUCCUCAUGGUUUGCUCCAAAUGCGUUUGAUGAGUAAUGUGGACAAUUCCCUGGGACCUUUGAUUUUCAGUGAGAAGUUUGAAAUUCUCGUCGGGGAGCUCGAAAGACAUGGAUUUAGCGAAAUGGACAUAACCGACAAGGUUUUACCCCUAAUGAUACAAGCAAAUGCCUCCCUAGACAUCGGAAAAUGCCUUAAAAGAUACAGUACAGUCUCGGAACGAGCGCUGGUAUCAGCUUUAAAAUAUUCUUUGUCGUGUGAAGAUAACCAGACCAAUGAAAUAGGCUCUUCCAAAAAAUCAUCUAAAGGAAAAACUACCUCAGAUGAUAUACCGCUUUCGGAUCCACCUAGUUUCGAUGUUAUCGAAAGUAAUGACAUUCAGGACAACUCAGCUAAAGACCUUCUAAACAUUGUCCUCUCCUGUAGCUUCAACCGAUCGUCGAUUCUCCCUCUAUUGCGAAACGAAAUCGGUUUCAACACCCUCAAACAACUACUCGACCAUCUGCAAUACCUCCUAACGGAUCCAGUGGCAAGAUUAGUGGAGAAUCCUGCCGCGGUUCCGGAUGAGUUCGAUAGCGACGAAAAAGUGAUCGAAUGGGUAGCGCUGCUCAUCGAUUCCCACUUUCAGCAGAUUAUUCUGUCCCGGGAUGCCGCACUAAAGCAAAAGCUGCUCGAUUGGAUCGAAGUGGUCAAGAGGCACACGGCCGGUUUGAACGAGCUGAAGGCACUGGCCUCGGAAAUCCGGCGACUUGCAGAGGGCAAAUUUAGGGAAGGCGAAAAAGGUUUCAAUCGGUGGUACAAUGUAGAAAUUGUUCAACUUUAUUGAAGGAUUGUUCUAAUAUAACAAAAAUGACUUAUUUGAA